UGCAGGUCUGCAGCUUCCUUCAUCAACACUUCACCUCCUUUUCGGGCAGCAUCCUGGACAAUUCAUUGAUGCCCAGAAACAGCUAAGCUCAUGCGGAUUUUUUUGGAUGGGGCCUUUUCUUCUGCGCGCGAGCAUGACGCACGAGCAUAUGCGGUAUUUCGAGGGAUACCGAGCGGUAUCAGGUCUGGCGCAGAGAAUGGUCAAUGAAAGGCUAUCAGUACCUGGCAUGGACGAAGGAAGCUCAGCCUAUCACCGACUGUUCCGAUUGACCCCCAGGGUUUCAUUAGCCAUAUCCGUGGAAAUAAUCACGGAUUGAACGUCCCUCGGAUUCAUAUCCAGCAGAGAUUCCCAGACUUGUCUCGAGGCCAUUGCGUUGAACA
Molecule: messenger RNA, 380 nt
Organism: Aspergillus ibericus CBS 121593
Lineage: Eukaryota; Fungi; Ascomycota; Eurotiomycetes; Eurotiales; Aspergillaceae
Exons: 1
Coding region: 107-316 (69 amino acids)
Source: RefSeq, a predicted model, not a curated record